Molecule: messenger RNA, 489 nt
Organism: Schistosoma turkestanicum
Lineage: Eukaryota; Metazoa; Platyhelminthes; Trematoda; Strigeidida; Schistosomatidae
Source: the annotation of a GenBank genome assembly
AUUGGAUAUUGAAGGUCAUAUAAUGGCGCAUACAUUGAGAUUUCUUGUCCUUCGACAGCUUCAUUCAACGCCAACUCUUCAAGCUGGAGGGUUGUUUCGGGCCAGACGUCGAUUGCCUCCUGCUAACAAUGAGUGGGGACCUUUAACCGACUUGCCUGAUUAUGUUGUAAUAGGAAAGGCUAGCCCUCAAUUCACAAGCGCUGGUCAAAGGAGGCGAGCUGUUCAGCAAUACAAAACAGCUGACCAAAUUGUCCGGUUGUUAGGCGAAAUGAAGGAAACCCAGGAAAAGCACCUAAGAGAUAAAGAAUUUGAGGAGCGCAACAAAAAGAUACUAAAGGAGCAAUGCCUUCGAGAGAAAGGAAAUAGCAGUGUAUAAAGUACUUGCUAGCAAAAUGUUUUGCUAAAUGAUACUUGAUAUGUGGGUAUUUCUAAAGUACCGGUACAUGUUAUCUUCCUAUUAAAACAUUUUUAAUAAAUAGCUGUUCAGAU